Messenger RNA from Seminavis robusta, 1047 nucleotides. The record is from the annotation of a GenBank genome assembly. NCBI's taxonomy places the organism in Eukaryota, Bacillariophyta, Bacillariophyceae, Naviculales, Naviculaceae.
AUGACAGAGCAACAAGGCAUUGCCUCGCCACCAUCGGGAGAAGGGAUGCGAGGCUUUCCCGUUGUCACCGUGGUUGUUUCUCCUCACAGUUUGGGUCGUCGCGGUGAUUUGGAUCGCGAGAGGAGCCGAAAGGUUCCUUACUUUCCCCGCAAUCCCAGUCGUCAGCGUCGAUCCGUGAAGAAACAGCAACAGAAGAAACAGCGCAGCAACAGCAAUGACCAAUGCCAACGUUCUCGUGAUACUCGUACAACGUUGUCCUCCUCUGUAUCCUCCUUGGAUGACGUAUCGAUGGCUUCAUCCUCUUCCAACCCUCGACAGUCACGAUGGGAGUCCAACAUCAGUGCGACCAAGCAAUCGGCCAUGGCCAUGCCCACGCGACGACGAGGUGUUUCCCCGGAGAACGACAGUCACUGUGAUUGUGACGCGACAAAGACGAAGAAGGGCCACAAUGACACUGCUGUUGUCCCGCCAUCGACCCAAGAAUUGAAACAAUUGCGUCGCAAAUUCUCAGGGGAUGAUCUCUCCAGUCUUCUACUAGCCAACCACAAGGCGGAGAUCACAGCAAAUAGUAAUGCCAUGAAGAAGAAGAAUCAACAUCAUGGCUUGAGCAAACCCCGUCGACAGACUUCCCCAGCACGACUGACUAUCAAUACCUCGCCUUUGGCAGCACUGCAUCAGAGUGAUGGGGAAGAAGACGAUCACGUCUUUGUACGACGAUCUGGAUCCAAUAAGGGCAUCUUUCUAUACCAACGAGAUGACAGUCAAAAGGACCUACUAGUUUACAACCGCAGCAAGGCACGACGACCCACCAAAGACGAUGUGUAUUCGUCGUCAUCCAACCAAUGCCGUCGACGACCAGCGGGGGACGCACCCUCGGGACUGCUGUGCAAGUUGAAACUGAGCAGCAACCACAGUGAUCAUGACCACAGCCAAAAAGAGGAUUUGGAGGGUCUCGUCCGGGCCAUAGAACAAUCCGAAGAUCACGGACACAUUUUUUGUUCGGCUCGUAAUCUAUUGGCAUUUGCAAUGGAAUCUGAUGAAGAAUGA